Messenger RNA from Pieris macdunnoughi, 381 nucleotides. Lineage: Eukaryota; Metazoa; Arthropoda; Insecta; Lepidoptera; Pieridae. The record is from the annotation of a GenBank genome assembly.
AUGCAGGGCUCCAUAGCUGGAUCUUCGCUCUGGAACUUAAUUAUUGACCCUCUAAUGAAAAUGAUACAUGCUGAGCAGGUCAAGGCCCAAGGAGCUAAUAGGAUAUUGGACAUUGUGCAUGCGUGGGGCAAGGACAAGCCUAGGUUUGCGCCUCACAAAACCAAUGCGAUGUUGGUGACAUGCAAACGUAAGUUUUACAACCCGCGCCCGAAUAGGGUAUCACGGGUACCCGCUUUCCUACUAGCGACGGCUGACAUGAAUGUUUCGCCUCCCCAACGAAGGUCGUUCAUCAUCAUGGGGCCUUUAGACACGAUUUGGGAUGUGGUACCCAGUCUCCAGCUUCAGAUUGCAUCUGUCGUCGGACAGUCAACAUGUAUAUGA